GUUUUCCCUUAUUGGCGUUUUGUUGCCUGUUCGUUUUUAUCUUUAUAUCCAUUUGGCAAUUUGACGUUUCGACUAGUUUACCAUUUGAAUUUUACAAUUUGAAUUUUGUAGUUUUUCCUACUGUAAUCCUUUUUCUGUUUUCUUUCAUUUUAAAUCUGAGUUAUGAUUUUUUACUUUUUCCCUUGGCUUUAUUUUUUUCAGUAAUUUAUAUAGUCUUAUUUAACAUUUUUUAAAACAAUGCCUGACAAAUCUAUAAUAGACGAACAACUUCUGGCUCGUGCUAUUCUUGAUCUUGAACUUAUUGACCGCCUCAUAACGAAUCGCGAGGACGGCAAAUUUGCUUAUUCAAAGAAGAGACUUGGUUGGAACUCAAAAACGGCUGAAUUCAGUCCUCUAUGUUAUCAUUGUGGUAAACGCGGGCAUGUGGCGAAGGCUUGUCUUUUUGCUGGGGGUUUGCGUGGAACUUCAACUUCGUAUCGUCGGGAGACGGUGACCACUGUACAACAAACUGAGAAAGAGGGAGAAGAAGGCAAAUCAGAAGAGAAGGUGGUUGUUCUUGCUGAAUGGACUUCGAAAACUGGUGGAACUUAUACAGAUGAUGAAUGUGAAACGUCGGAUACUGGAGAAGAAGUUGUUGGUGUUGAAAAAUAAAUUUGAAAAAUUUGCUGAAAAGAGGUUUUUUUAAAAAUAUAUACCUAAUUUUAUUUGGUUUUGUCCUUAUAGUUUUUUGGGUUUUGUUUAAAUUUUGGUCGUUAGUAAACUGUUUUUAGGAAUUUUUUGGAUUUUUUUGUGUAGGAUUUGAGUGAUUUCUUUAUUUUUAAAGGUAUUUUAUAGGCUUUAGAUUUCCUAGGAAAUUUUUCUGGAUACUUUGUGUAGGAUUCGGUUGAUUUUUUUGUUGUUGUUUUGGGUGGGGAGGCUAACUCAAGAAAUUCCAAAUCGCAGAACAGACAGGUCACGGAACGACAAUUUUGUUUUUUUAAGAAUAUUCUAAUUUGUUAAAAAAAAUUCCGAUUUUUCAAAAAAUCUCAAUUUUAAAAAUAUUUCGUGUUUUGGGUCAUUCCGUGACUUUGUCGAUCCAUGAAUUGUCCUUUGUUAGCCCGGCACGGUUAUUUCAAAAAAAAUUUUUUCCUUUCAAAAAAUCUUUCAAACCUUCUAUUUAUUGCGCUAAUUCACUCUUCUCUUUCUUGUAUUUUUAAAUUAAAAGUAGUAAAAACCAUCAAUCAUCGUCCUAAUCAAUCAUCAUUUUUUUUCUUUCUGUUGCGCGAAAACAUGAAUAGAAGAGAAAAUUUGGGGGGAAGUUUGUAUUUAAAUUAAAAAUUGAUUUUUGGAUGAUUCAAUUUUCGAUGAUGAGUCAGUCAGCUUUUUCUUUUUAAAUUGCUUUUUUUAAGUAUUUUUUGGAGUUUUGGAAAUUUUUGAAAUUUGUAUAAUUUUAUAAAAAUCAAAAUUCUUCCCAGAAGGUUCUUUUUCUUUCAAAUUUUUUUUCAAAAAAUUUCUUUUCCAAUUUUUCUACCCCACUCAUUUUUUUCGUGCAAACUUCUGACAAUAAACUUGAAAAAAUCCUUGCUAGAAAGGGCACAUUCUCUAUCGAAUGAGCCCGGUCUCGACCGUUUUUAGAUCGGUCACCUCGCAACCUCUCCGUGUUAGCUCAUCACUAUUUAUUUUUAUCUUUUAUUUUUUCGAAAUUUUUAGGCUUCCUAAAUUUUCAAAAAAAAAAAUUUCGUUGAAUUUCAUAAAAAUUUAAAGAUCCUCCCUCCUCCCCUUCGUCUUCUUCCUGCUAUUUUUCCUCCUCUUUACUUUACCUCCCCCAAAAUAUUUUUAAAAAUUCACCCAACUUUUUUUUCUACCAUUUUCUCCCUUCUCUCUUAUUUUCCACUC
Molecule: messenger RNA, 1875 nt
Organism: Meloidogyne enterolobii
Lineage: Eukaryota; Metazoa; Nematoda; Chromadorea; Rhabditida; Meloidogynidae
Source: the annotation of a GenBank genome assembly